Messenger RNA from Fomitiporia mediterranea MF3/22, 858 nucleotides. RefSeq lists its product as uncharacterized. The coding region runs from base 1 to 858 and encodes 285 amino acids. NCBI's taxonomy places the organism in Eukaryota, Fungi, Basidiomycota, Agaricomycetes, Hymenochaetales, Hymenochaetaceae. The record is from RefSeq and is a predicted model, not a curated record. The transcript has 3 exons.
AUGGUACUCACUCGCACAAUGCGGAAGCAACUAGCAGCCACUCAGGCUGCAAACAUGGAAACGACAGUCAGUAAUGAGACGUUGUUAACGCAUUCAAGGCGUUCGCAUAUUGCGCAAUUUGGAAGCGGCCCGCAGCCAAUGGCCAGAGAGGGCACCGCCGUCCAUAACAAUGCGGCUGAAGGCUCCGCCAACAUCCAUACCAAUGCCUUCAGCACCAGCACAGGCAGUGACGGCACACUUUCAGACAACAUUAUUACAGAGGAUCGGUCCUCCUCGACAGGAUCGACGUCCUCCAACACACAGACAGCGCAAGCUGCACAUGUCGUCGAAAAGAAACGUAAACGAAAUGCCGGGGUCCUUGAUAGCCAGCCACAGGCCUCGGGAUCUUCCACCGAAAGUCUGCAAAAUUCUUGUGAAGACAUUCCGAAUGCCUCCCUCGCACCUCCUCCCAGGCCGAAAGCUCACAGGAGACGCGGGUAUGGGUGGACCCGCAGAAAAACUAGAAGGGCAACUACUCAAGGUCGUGCUGUCCGGGUAGGCGGCAAGCGCCCAGUCGAGGGUGUCGAUGGCGAAGAGGACGAGGCAAGGCAAAUGAAGAGGCGGCGUAUUUGUGAGGACGCCGUUGCGGGGCCAUCCAACGCACGUUUAAUUUCGUUAGACAACACGAUUGGUGCGACCAACGUCCGUCAGCUGCGAUCGCGCAGCAUCGUCUUCCCCGAUGGUCCCGCAAACUCGGGAAGCGACGAGGGAAACAGGACGACGAGGUCGCCAUCUCCAGAUCGUGCAUCAGAACGACCGACUUUAGAGGAUACACUAGAAAAUGAGGUAGACUUCACUCUCAUAAAAACAGAACGAUGA